AUACGUUACAUCAUUGUUUGUCAACACAUCUCAACUGAAAAUGCCACAUAUAUAAUUAAAAAAAAUAAAUAAUAUAAUUACUGGGGCUCUGCCUAGUAACGUCAAAGACAAUUGAGCUAUACGCUCUUGGUUUGGACAUCAAGUAUAUUUAUUCAUCGGCCAUUUUUCUUUGCUUCUGCAUCCUGCUACUCUAAGCACUCAACAGAGAAUAUACGAAAUUCCAAGUAAAUCAGAAUGAAGUUCGAUAGAACUUUUGAGAGUCAUUUAACAAACGAGUGGCGUCAGCAAUAUGUUAACUAUGAGGAGAUGAAGACCCUAUUACGCACCGCAGUAGAAAAUAUGCCCAAUCGUAGGGACAAAAGCGUGUAUGAAGAAUAUUGUUUGAACUUUCAGGACGAGUACUUUGCGAAACUGAACUCAGAGCUGAUGCGAGUGAAUGAGUUUUUCGAUUACAAAAUGGCUGAGGCAAGGCGCAAGCAUGCCACAUUAAAAGUGAAGCUGCUCUAUAUGAAAAGUCGAACCAGCGGACAGGUUGUGGGCGCCGUACGAGGGUUGCCUCCGCUGGCCGAUCAGCCGCGAAAUCUGCGCAAACUAGAUCGAGCUUAUGCCGAAUUCUACUUCAGUCUGGUGUUACUCAAAAAUUAUCAGCAGCUCAACUACACAUGCUUUCAGAAGCUGAGCGACAAGUGUAAUAAGUAUUUCCCGUCCCCGAACGGAUUUCGGUGGGUUCAGAGAACUUUGGAUGGCACGUCCUUAUAUGUGGACGUAGUUGAGCUGCGUGACAUGAUUAUCGAAGUCGAGGACAUAUUCACUCAAUAUAUAACAGAUGGUGACCGUGCCAAGGCAAUGGAAAAGCUGAGAGUUCCACCUUUGACUCAGCCCAUAUCGACGGAUUACGUAUUCACAGCUGGAUUAUUUAUGGGUCUCUUUAUUGUCUCAAGUGUAGUUUGUGCUAUUUCUGCCUAUAUCCUAUUUGUAAGCACGAAUCAAGUUUUUAUCUUUACCCGUAUGUUUCGCGGCUCAUUCUCUUUGAUGCUCUACGGCUUCAGCUUGGUCGGCAACGUCUAUGUGUGGCAAAGUGUGGGCAUUAAUCACGUGCUUAUCUUCGAUUUGAAUCCUCGCCAUCAAACUGUGUCCAUUAAACUGCUCAGCACAGCCAGCUUCUUUGGUUACGCCUGUGUGUUGGCCAUGCUGCUAUUUAUACAUCACAAAGAGUUUGGAGUGAAGGAUCCUUUGUAUUUUCCGCUAAUUGGUCUGGUCCUGCCGCUGGUGAUACUCUUAAAUCCUGUGCAUGUUAUGAAUUUUCCGGCUCGUAUGGGCAUUUUGAAGUGUUUCGGACGCGUUCUGGCUGCUCCGUUUUGUUACGUGAGUUUUGCGGACUUUUGGCUGGCCGAUCAGCUGGGAUCCUUGGUGCAAUGCACCGUGGAUUAUUAUUACUUGAUUCGUUUUUAUAUGCGUUACUCCAUGGAUAGAGAGAAUACGUUUGAUUUUGAGCCAGAUGUUGUGAUAGCCGUUCUUCGAUGCCUGCCCGCCUGGUUUCGGCUGGCUCAAUGUGUGAAACGCUAUUGCGAUAGCAAAAUUAAGCCAGUUUCGUAUUUGGUCAAUGCUUUUGCCUAUGCCUCUACAAUCAUUGUUGUCGUCAUCUCAACUAUACAAAUGGAGACAAGCUGCAAGUACAAUAGUAUCUUCGCAAACCCUUGGACUUGGGUCUACAUAGUUAGCUCCCUUGUAUCCACUAUUUACUGCACGGCGUGGGACUUGCUGCAAGACUACGGAUUGUUUAAAAUCUGGAAGGGCAAAAGAAUAUUCCUUCGAAACCGUCUUAUUUACCCCAAGUGGUUUUACUACUAUGCCAUCAUUGCGGAUCUCUCAAUACGUUUCUUUUGGGCUCUCGAGGUAUAUUUAAUAGCCAAUAAUCUUCUGCUGCCCAACAAUUCCAAAACGUUGUCCAGUAUUUGUGAGAUCAAUCGACGUUUCAUUUGGAACUUUCUUCGAUUGGAGAAUGAACAUUUGUUUAAUUGCGGAAAUUUUCGGGCGACACGGGAUAUUUUUCUGUCGGCUCUGAAUUCGCGAGAUGAAUUAUUAGUGAAUGAUCUAAUGGAUGAAUCGAGACGCUGGUCAGGAGCUCAUCGUGAUAGUAAUCCGAUAAGACGCCGUGCAGAGUGACAGUCCUACAUAGUUAAUCGGUCCUAAUUACUGUUCGCACACCCAGGCACAUUUUGCCAAUUUUGGCUCGUUUUCGAGAGCAUUGACAAUUGGGAGUCAAUGAAGCGAGACCGAAGCAGGCAUCAAGUCUGAGUUCUAACAAUCCGAACAUUCUAUUUUUCGUUCCACCCUCGCACGCCAAAUUGAAUAAAAUUAAUCUCA
This is a messenger RNA of Drosophila hydei, 2367 nucleotides long. Its product is annotated as xenotropic and polytropic retrovirus receptor 1-like. Lineage: Eukaryota; Metazoa; Arthropoda; Insecta; Diptera; Drosophilidae. Gene Ontology annotation, molecular function: inositol hexakisphosphate binding. The transcript is spliced from 5 exons. Bases 235 to 2166 code for a protein of 643 amino acids. The record is from RefSeq and is a predicted model, not a curated record. Gene Ontology annotation, cellular component: Golgi apparatus; cytoplasm; plasma membrane. Gene Ontology annotation, biological process: phosphate ion transport; cellular response to phosphate starvation.